Messenger RNA from Paramisgurnus dabryanus, 3062 nucleotides. Lineage: Eukaryota; Metazoa; Chordata; Actinopteri; Cypriniformes; Cobitidae. The record is from RefSeq and is a predicted model, not a curated record.
GCCAUUAAAUCCUAAAAGAAGAAGAAGAAGUGUUGAGCGUCUUCUCUCUCCAGUACAUUAGGAGGCGCUGCAGCUCUUUAGUCCGGCGAUAAACCCAAUAACGAAACAAAGAAAGAGCGCGCGUGUGAUGUGUUUGUGUUUCCUCAGUGUUUUUCUAUGUUCAGUGUUUAAUUAAAUGUAAACACCGUCUUGUGUUGAGAUGUUGAUGAUGAGAGAUGAGAUGGAUGUGAUGUGCUGUAAAUCAGUAGGAACUGAUCUGUCUAUGCUGGAUAUUGAGGAUUUCAUCACAGAAAUCUCUCAGCUGAAGAAAGAGGUGGCGUUACUGGAGACAAAGCUGAGGUUAAGAGGAGAUGAAGGACUGAAGAGAGAGGAUGUGGAUUGUUGUGAAUCUUCAGUGUAUUUGACUGAUGGACGUCUGGAUUCAGUGUGGAUGAGCAGAGAUCAGAGCCGCACACCACAGCCACUGCUGGACUCUAAACUCUCUGAAGAGAAAUCCAGACACACACAGAACUCAGAGCUCAGUCUCACUUUACUCGGUUAUACUGAGUUAAAGCCCACAGACACUCAGGACACUACAGUGUGUGACAGUAAACAGAGCUUACAGGAGGAUCAAACCUCCACAGAGUCUCUGGAUUCAGUCUGUAACGCUGGAGAACAGCAGCAGAUCCUGCAGACCACAAUAAAGAUGUGUUCAGUUAAACUGGAGGACUGUGGGAACCUGAUGAUGGAGAUAAAAACAGAACCCACAGCAGAUGAAUAUGAAGACAAACGCAAUGAUGGUCAGGAGUUUAUUAUCUCAGACGUGAAGAGUGAAUCAUGUUGUGAUGGAGAAAUAACGUCCUCAACAUCAGAAGAGCGACUGACAGCACAAACUCAAGAGAAGAAACUUCAUUCAGAAGAGCAAAGAGAGACGAAGAAGAAGCCGUUUAACUGUGAGCAAUGUGGGAAGGAUUUUGAUUUCUUAUUUCAGCUGAAAGGCCACAUGAAGGGACACAGUGGUGAAAAACCUUUCCACUGCAAUGAAUGUGGCAAAUACUACAGCAGCAAACAAACUCUUGAUAUUCAUAAGAGAAUUCACAAAGAAGAGAAACUGUAUGAGUGUCCUCACUGUGAGAAGAGAUUCAACCACCAACACAUUUUAAAGAAUCAUGUGCGUUUACACACCAAUGAGAGACCGUAUGAGUGUAGUCAAUGUGGAAAAACCUUCACGCAGUCAUGCUCUUUAAAGUCACAUGAAAAAACACACUCUCAAGAGAAACUCUAUCCAUGUUCAUACUGUGAUAAAUGUUUUAAGUUUAAAUUUAAACUGAUAAACCAUGAGAGAGUCCACACAGGAGAGAAGCCUUACGUCUGCAGUGUUUGUGGGAAGAGUUUUAAUCAGCCAAAAAAUUUAAUGAGACACCAGAGAACUCAUACAGGUGAAAAACCUUACAAAUGCUCUCAGUGUGACAAGACAUUUACUCAGUCAGAUUACUUAAAAGUCCACGAGAGAAUUCACACUGGAGAGAAGCCUUAUGUCUGCAGUGUUUGUGGGAAGAGUUUUAAACAGCGUGAACAUUUAGUGACACACCAGAGAACUCAUACAGGUGAAAAACCUUACAAAUGCUCUCAGUGUGACAAGAUGUUUACUAGGUUGAGUUACUUAAAAGUCCACGAGACAAUUCACACGGGGGAGAAACCUUACGUCUGUUCUUACUGUGAAAAAAGCUUCUUUGAUCCAUCAAAAUUCAGAGUUCAUCAGAGAGUUCACACUGGAGAGAAGAAACUUCAUCACUGCAGUGUUUGUGGGAAGAGUUUUAAUCGGCGUGAAAGUUUAGUGAUACACCAGAGAACUCAUACAGGUGAAAAACCUUACAAAUGCUCUCAUUGUGACAAGACAUUUACUCAGUCAGGUUCCUUAAAAGUCCAUGAGAGAAUUCACACUGGAGAGAAACCUUACGUCUGCUCUCAAUGUGGAAAAAGCUUCUCUGAUCCAUCUCAAUUCAGAGUUCAUCAGAGAGUUCACACCUGAGAGAAACCUCAUCACUGUAGGGUUUGUGGAAAGCUACACUAAAAUCAUAGCGCCUUAAAAUCUUUACACACUGAACUGCAUAUAUUCAGCACGAGUAUUCGAAGCAAUAACAUGCAAGAACAAAAUUAAUUGAUUAAAAGUUUUUUUACCACUGUGUUGAAUUUUCCCUCUUCCAUCCGAUGAAUAAACAGUUCGACCAAUGAACUCUUAGCAUUACGUUUAACAUGUUCAGGAGCUGAAUUAGGUGAAUGCUUGGUUAAAGUAGCAAUGAAAUUAAAAUUAAAAACUGUCAUUUGUUUUGGAAUAUUGUAUUUUUUUUUACAAAUGACUCAUCUGUGAGCUUCAUUAUAUUAAAAAAAUUAUUGUGCCCUCAUAAUCUUUAACCAAAAUCACAAAUCUCCUGCCCUCCUAAAAACGAUCUCUCUUUACUUCUGGUCAUAUGGUAUGGCAAGUGGGCGGGUCCGGGAAAAGAUCGCUGUGAUUAGCAGUUAGCAACAUGACCUAACUUCAAGGAUCCAAUCAGUUCUCGAUGGAUGAAUUCAAGUCCAGCCCCACAUUUCUUCAUUUCAGAAGGCGUUUCACUCGGAUAUACGUCACCUUGGUGAAAAUAAGACAAUCACUACUUAAAGAGAGUUUAAGUUCAAGCAGAAUGACAGAAGUCCUGAAAUACAGAUAUCAGUUUAUCCUCGCUAUGUUGUCACUAUGGAUAAAAGCAUAUACCCAAUACGUCAAUUUAAUAAAAAGACUAAAUGUUUCAAUUGAUAGAACUGAACAGAAACAAACAUUUGUGUCUUAAAUUUAUUACAGUAUUUCAAUUGAUUUGAUCUUUUUAUCGUUCACUUCUUGCUGUUCUUUUAUAUGAUUCAUUUUACUCUAGUUAUUCUAUUCUACAAUACUUUCUUGUUUUAAUCUUAUGUUUACCUUUUGCAUUAUUUUUUUCUGUUCCACAUUUAUGAAAUCAGCUGAAGUAGUAACUUUGAUGAAACUUUCGUUUGUGUGUCAUAUUUGUGCAUUGUAAAAAAAAUAAAAGUUAGAAUUUAAUAAAAUUUGA